AAUUAAAAUAAAUUCAUAAAAUAAAUUUUUUGGUUUCUGGUGGAAAACAAAAUAUGGAUAGACUCACUGGGCGUACACUUAAUUUAUUUACACCAUCAUUUGCUGAUGUACUGAUAAUGUGUUCGGCAGAAUUUAUUGCCACUGGAUUAUUAAUAAUUUUUGGUUGUAUGGGAUUUUUAAAUUCUAAAGAUCAUGACCUAUUUUAUGAUGGUAUUGGCUAUGGAAUGGUCGUAAUGAUUUUACUUGUAAUAUUUGGCCAUGUUUCUGGAGGUCAUUUCAAUCCUAUCGUAUCUAUUUGGGCUGGAAUCUACGGUGUCUUGCCAUUCAAAUUGGUACCAAUGUAUAUCAUAUCACAAUUUCUUGGAGCACUACUUGGAUAUCUCAUACUAAUGGGUAUAAUGCCGGAAAAAUAUUUUUAUGAUGGAGUGUGUGUUACUAAGACAGAAGAUGAUGAUUUAACGUCGACUCAGGCUUUCUUUUUGGAAUUUGCAUGCUCUUUAAUUAUUAUUUGGGUUUAUUGCGGUGUAUGGGAUCAACGAAGUACAGGUAGCUUUGACUCGAGUGCACUUAAAAUUGGAUUUGCAUACAUGCAACAACAUUUUGUGAAUGGACAUUUAACAGGAUCCGGAAUGAAUCCAGCAAGAUCAUUUGCAGCAGCUAUAUGCAAUAAUGUAUGGGAUAAUCAUUGGUUGUAUUGGAUAGCGCCAAUAAUCGGAUCAAUUGUAGCAACAUUGGUUUAUAUGCUUCUACUUGCAAGCCCUAUUGAAAUAGGGAAAAUAAACACUGGCAAGCGAUUGUUUAGAUACAUACAUCGUCACCAAUCUUACCAUUAAAUACAUUCACAAAUCAAAACAUUGUGUUUCCAAACUUCAACGGAAAUACAUUAGCGUAGCCAGGAAGGAGUAAGAAAACUAUAGAUAACUCAACUAGAC
Molecule: messenger RNA, 932 nt
Organism: Chrysoperla carnea
Lineage: Eukaryota; Metazoa; Arthropoda; Insecta; Neuroptera; Chrysopidae
Product: aquaporin-8-like
Exons: 8
Coding region: 54-833 (259 amino acids)
Biological process (GO): transmembrane transport
Cellular component (GO): plasma membrane
Molecular function (GO): water channel activity
Source: RefSeq, a predicted model, not a curated record